AUGCGGCAACUGUUGCUGAUCUGUGCGCUGGCCUGUGCGGCGGCCGGCGGUGUGUUCGGUGCGUCGUUAACGCGGACCGGCCGUGAGGACGCGGUUCCGGUGCUGGCCGCCGACCCGCUGCCGCUGAAGGCCGACGCCGAGAUUCCGGUGGCCGUGGCCGAGGAGAAGGUGGUGCUGGCGGAGCCGGUGCAGGCGGCCGAACCCGUGGCCACCGUCGUGGCCGUCGAAGCGCUGGCCGAUCCGGCCGUCCCGGAGAGCGAGGUGGUGCGAGCCGUCGAGGAGGCGGUGGUGGCCGCCGAGCAGCCCGCCGCCCAGCUGAAGGCUGUCGCCGUGGCCGAGGAGCCCGUGGCCGUUGUGCUGGAGAGCGAACCGAAGCCAGCCGAACCCGUCGUCGCCGUUCUGGCCGAGAGUGUGCCCGCCGCCGUCGAGUCGCUGCGCAGUGUCGAGCCAGCGCAGGAAGUGGCCGAACCCGUGGCCGUCGUCGCCGUCGUCCCCCAGGAAGCUCAGGAAGCGGCCGAGGUGGUUGCCGAGCCGGUCGAAGCGCUGCGCAGCGUUGAGUUGCCCGUCGAAGCCGCGCCCGUCGAGGAAGCCCAACCCGUCGCCACCGUAAAGACCGUCCCGGAGGUGCUGCUGGAGGUGAAGGCGGCCGAAGAGAGUGCUGCCCCGGCGGACGUGCCCGCCGUGAAGGACGUCGAGGUGGCGCCCGUCGAGUCGCUGAAGUCGGUCGAACCGGUCGUCGAGGUGGCCGAGCCCGUCGCCGUCGUGGUCGAGUCGCUGGCGACGAAGGAGGAGGAGGAACCGAAAAAAGAGGUAACCCUGGCCCAGGUAAAGUCCGCGGCGCUUCCGGUCGAGGAGAAGGAACCCGUCGCCGUCGCGGAGGAAACUGUUGCCGCUGUCGUGGCCGCCGAGCCGGAGAAGGUCGCCCCGGUUGAGUCGCUCCGAUCGGCCCUUCCCGAGCCAGUUCCCGCCCCCAAGUCCGAACCCGCCGUUGUCGCCGCCGAGCAGGUCGAAGAGAAGGUGGUCGCCGAGGUGGCGAAGCCUGCCGUGGCCGAGGAGAAAGUGGUGCCGGCGGUCGAAUCGCUCCGAUCCGUUGCCCCGGUCGUGCCGGUUGAGGAGCCGGUGCCGGUGGCGGUGGCCGAGAAGGUAGCGGAGGCACCGGUAGCCGAGGUCGAGAAGGUGGUGCCGGCGGUGGAAUCGCUCCGUCAGGCCGCACCCGUCGAAGCCGUCAACGAGCCGGCCGUCGUCGUCGUCAGCGAGGAGAAGGAGGAGGAGAAGAAGACUGAGGACGUGGUGGCGCCCGCCGUCAAGAGUGUCCCGACGGUCCCGGAACCGGUGGUCGAGAACGUCGAGAAGCAGGAAGCGCCGGAGACGGUGGCUGCGGCCGAGGAACCGGCUGCGGCGCUCAAGUCGGUGGUGCCGAUCGCCGAGGACCUGGCGCCCGUCAAGGAGGUGGAGGCCGAGCCGCACCAGGCGCUGCGCGGAAACGAGGUACGCCAGGAGCCGGCCAGCUCCUCGACCACCACCCGUCCCAAUCUCCUCCAGCAGAUCAUUCAACCCGUCAACAACUUCAUCCAAGGUACACCCCUCGGCCAGGUCCUGAACCGCCCGUCGAGUGCCCCGGCCGCCGCCGCCCCCGCGGCCGCUCCAGCCGCUGAGGCCGGAGCCGAGCCCGCCCAGGACGAACCGGCCGCUGCCACCACCGCCGCCCCCAAUCUCGUCCAGCAGCUAGCCCAGAACGUGCAGAACUUUUUCAACCCGAACGCCGCCAACGCGAACGCCGCCGAGGCCGAGUCCACCACCCGGCCCAACAUCAUCCAGCAGGUCCAGAACGCGGUCGGGUCGGUCUUCAACCGGCCGGCCACCAACUCCGAGCAGCAGCAGCAGCAGCAGCAGCCGCUCAACCCAAUCCAGAACAUCGUCCAGGGCGUCCAGAACCUCUUCCGGCCAAGCACGGCCAGCCCGGCGGCCCAGUCGGAGGGGGCCACCGCUGCGCCCGCCAGCGACACCGGCGUCCAGCAGGAAGCCGAGUCCGCCUAAUCCGCCGUAGCCUUUAAGACACAGACGCACACACACACAUACACACAUGCUCCA
This is a messenger RNA of Anopheles bellator, 2091 nucleotides long. Its product is annotated as probable serine/threonine-protein kinase kinX. Lineage: Eukaryota; Metazoa; Arthropoda; Insecta; Diptera; Culicidae. The record is from RefSeq and is a predicted model, not a curated record. The transcript has a single exon. Bases 1 to 2037 code for a protein of 678 amino acids.